Messenger RNA from Neltuma alba, 1498 nucleotides. RefSeq names its product GDSL esterase/lipase EXL3. The coding region runs from base 3 to 1097 and encodes 364 amino acids. Gene Ontology annotation, biological process: lipid metabolic process. Gene Ontology annotation, molecular function: lipase activity. Gene Ontology annotation, cellular component: extracellular region. Lineage: Eukaryota; Viridiplantae; Streptophyta; Magnoliopsida; Fabales; Fabaceae. The transcript is spliced from 5 exons. The record is from RefSeq and is a predicted model, not a curated record.
CAAUGGCUGCAGUACGUAGCGGGGAGAGAGUGUUGGAAGUGUUUGGGGUGGUGAUAAUAGCGUUAUCAGUGCUAUGGUGGAAAACGGAGGGGCUGGUGAAGCUGCCGGAAAACGUGACGGUGCCGGCGGUGUUGGUGCUCGGAGAUUCCAUAAUGGACACGGGGAACAAUAACCAAAACCCUACGACGAUGGCUCGAUGCAAUUACAGGCCUUAUGGCAAAGAUUUUGAAGGUGGCGUCCCCACCGGCCGAUUCGGCAACGGAAAAGUUCCCUCCGAUCUCAUAGUGGAAGAAUUGGGAAUCAAGGAACUGCUGCCGGCAUAUUUGGAUCCGAAUCUCCGGCCCGAGGAUCUGCCCACCGGCGUCAACUUUGCAUCCGGCGGCACGGGAUACGAUCCUUUGACCCCCGAAUUAGCGUCAGCAAUAUCUUUGCCUGCUCAAGUAGAGUUGCUCCGACAAUACAAGGAGAAGUUAAAGGCAGUUGUUGGAGAAGAAAGAAGCGAUUUCAUCAUAUCGAACAGCCUCGUUUUCGUGGUAGCAGGAAGUAAUGAUAUUUCCAACACUUACUUCUUGUCUCGCGCCAGGCAAGUCCAAUACGAUGUUCCUGCUUACACGGACCUUAUGGCCACUUCUGCUUCUAACUUAGUAAAGGAUUUAUACGAAGCGGGGGUAAGAAGAGUGGGAGUGUUCAGUGCGCCGCCAAUAGGAUGUGUUCCAUCUCAGAGAACAUUAGCCGGAGGAGUAGAAAGAAAAUGCGUAGACACAUACAACAAGGCAGCGGAGUUAUUUAACUCUAAGCUCUCCAAAGAGAUGGCUUCCCUGAAUCGCCAAUUGCCCAGCAGCAGAAUUGUUUACAUUGAUGUUUACAGCCCUCUGCUUGAUGUAAUCCUCAACUACCAAAAAUAUGGGUUCAAGGUGGGGGACAAAGGAUGCUGUGGCACUGGCACAAUAGAGGUGACAGAGUUAUGCAAUCAUCUUACACCGACAUGCCCAGUUGAUUCAGAAUAUGUGUUCUGGGAUAGUUUUCAUCCAACUGAAGCUGCUUACAGAAAGCUCAUCCGUCCCAUUCUCAUUAAAUAUAUGGACCAAUUCUUCUGACACAAAUUCUCAGGAUAUAUUAAUAUUAGUAAUGCCCACACAAUCUUCAUUACUUAUAAUAGAUAUAGCAGAAGCAAAUCGUUAAAGAAGAUGAAUUGCUUCAGCAGCAAAAUGCAAAGAUCAGAUCAAUAAAAUCUUCAGUCAUUUGAGUCAUGGGGUGAUAGUUUUCAUUAUCAUAUCAUAGGAUACAUGACUUCAGUUGUCUCUAUAUUUGGUGUCCUCUUUCUGUUCAGUUGUUUAUCCUUAUUUGUCGAAAAUAUUAUUCAGCGUUAGUAUUAUUAAUUAGUCACCAGCACCAAGUGACCAUUAAAGCUAGCUAGGUGUGGGGCUCUCCUACAUAUAUGUAUUUCACAAAGUCUAAGGAAUGAAUAGAACUAUAGAUUUGAUAUAUUUUAUGUUAA